Molecule: messenger RNA, 1690 nt
Organism: Rhopilema esculentum
Lineage: Eukaryota; Metazoa; Cnidaria; Scyphozoa; Rhizostomeae; Rhizostomatidae
Product: guanine nucleotide-binding protein subunit beta-like protein 1
Molecular function (GO): protein binding
Source: RefSeq, a predicted model, not a curated record
AGGCUAAAUUUAAGUAGUAGUCCAUAAAAUAAUUUACCAGGCAAUUUAACUGUGGAUAAGAAGAGAAGGCCAGUCUGGCAACCCUUCGACAAUGGUUUCUCAAAGAUUUCAUAGCCUCGUUUACAGAUUUCCCGCCAGCCUAAACAAAAAUGGCUGCCGUGCAGGAACAUUGAUAAACACUUGAACGGGCAAAGGCCCUUGCACUUCAGGUUUUAGAAAUAAAAUAAAGGUAGUUUUGAGCAAUGGCAUUCGAUGAGAAAGUACCAGACCCAUUAUUUGUUAUUCGAACUGGUUUGAAUGGAAUAGCUUGUCUGUCAGAGGGAUUUACGUCAUGGCAAGAUCUCGAUAGUGAUGACUUCGUUUUUUCUGGGUCAAGUAGUGGCAUUGUUAAUCUAUGGAAUAUGAAAACAAGAAGAUCGAUUUUAACUAUUGAUACAAAAGCAAGCAGUGCCAUCUUGAAAGUCAUCAAUCUUGAGAACAAGAGGAUAUUAAGUCAUGAUAGAAAUGGCAUCAUCACAGUUUGGAAUUUGAAUGACCUGGAACCCACUGCUGAGGAGACCUUUGCUAUUUAUCAGUUUGGAUUCUGUCCAGUUAGUGUUGUUCAUGAAGAUGAAAGUAUUCUGGUGUGCUACCAAUCGAAUUCUGACUCACAGCUGGACAUCAUUGAUUGGAAGGAUAAAAGAAUUGUUAAGCAAUUGAAACCGGAUAAAAAAGUAGGAAUGGUAAUGCAAGCGAAGCUCUUCAAAGAGAAGAGAAGAGAUAUAUUGUUAGCUCUAAUUGGUUAUGAAAAUGGCAGCGUUGCUCUUUGGAAUGCAUCCUCUGGAGAUAUCCUUACAGAUCUGAAAGUACAUAAUGAUGCAGUUAUGUGUCUGGAUGUAGACAGUGAUUUCUCAAAGGUAGCAGUGGGAUCGGUUGAUAACCGGCUCGUUCAAGUAGCACUUCCAGCAACUUCAGGCGAAUCUCUUAAAGAAGUCAGGUCAGCUGACAUAAAUAGCAAUGGCAUUUCUUGCUUGAAGGUGCGUCCAGACAACAAAAUAUUAGCAGCUGGAUGCUGGGACGGAAAGAUACGACUUUUUGGUUGGAAAAAGCUAAAGCCCUUGGCAGUUUUGAAAUAUCACGUGGAAACUGUAAACUGCAUAAUGUUUACAUUGCAUAAUGAUAUGGUUUGUGGAAGUAAAGAUGGAAAAAUUAGUGUCUGGCAUAUUUACUAAAGUGCGUGUCAUCAUAAUUCGAAUUAACUGUCAGUUGAAGCCAUUUGCUUCGUUUUGGCCAGAUCCAGAUGAUUCUGCUGUUGAUUCCUUUACCUUCAAUUGGUCAUUGUUUAAUCUCUAUGCUUUUCCACGUGUUGCUGUUAUUCCUAAAGUCUUACAGAAAAUAGAAUUUGAUCAAGCAACAGGCCUUGUUAUUAUCCCUGUGUGGCCAUAUAGUUCUUGGUAUUCUCAAUAUAAUAGACUUUUGGUAUCAGAAUAUAUCAUUAUUCCACGCAUCAAGAACCUGUUCAUGUUGCCAAGCCGAUCAGAGGCAAAAGAUAUCAUAAACUGAUCUUGGACAUUAGGCACUUGAAGACAAUAUCCUGUGUAUAUUAUUAAUGGUUUGUUUAUUGCACAAGGAAUUAUUUGUGUCCAACAAUAUAGUCAAUAGAAUAAAAUUCCUGACCGAGUUAUUUCAUAAAGAUAUCUUGGGAUAUUCA